AUGACUCUUUCUCUGGGUAAGUGCAACCUUCCUUUUUCCCCAAGGUGGUCUAAUACAUGCAUGUGUGUGCUUGGAUUUUUAAGGUGGUUUUUUUUUAGAGGUGGGGAAAAAAUAUUGAGGAUUCUACUUGUUACAUUAUGGCUCUAGUUAUCACAUCAAUUUUUUUUGUUAAUGUUGUGGAUGCAAGCUAGCACUAUUUUCUCUUAGUUAUUUCAUUUUAUCCUUCUGGGUAGUUCUCCCCUGCUCACCCUCAAAACAACCCUGUGAAGUAGGUUAGUCUGAGAAACGGUGACUAACUAAGUCACCAGGUGAGCUUCAUGUCUGAAAUGGAUUUGGUCUCCCAAGUCACAGUCCAAAGCAUGUUAUGUCUGCAUUGAGACGUUUGUGUGUGUGUCGUUAUUCGAUUCAUUAAUGCCAAAUCAUGCUAAGACAUGAAGUGGGUUUUUUAAAAAUUUUAUUUAUUUAUUAUACAUUUCAAUAAUUUUACAGCCAUUUUAACAUUUCCAAACCUGACUUCCUCCCCCCUCUUUCUGUGGUUCCUAAAAUUUAUUUUUAAUAUUUUCUGCAUAUCCAAAUUGACUUAAUUAAUUCGUUUAUUCAUCUACUUUAAAUAUAUACUCUUAUGAAACUGCAGGUUAUUACAAUAAUCCUGCCAAUGUUCUUAUCUGUUUACAAUUUGUCUGUAUAUAUUCAACAAACCAUUUCCAUUCUUUUAUUUAAAAAAAGUUUGUUAUCUUGAUUUUUUAUUUUUCCAGUAAGUUUUGGCAUUCCUGCAUAUCCCAUAAAUUUUUGUAUCCAUUCUUCUUUUGCUGGGACUUCUUCUUCUUCUUUCCAUCUUUAGGCAUGGACAUGAAGUUGCUUCUGUAAUUGGUCCUUCCCUUCCCCAUGGCAACACAAAUUAAAUAUUAAAUGAAAUAUAAUUGCUACCCUUUGCUUCCAUUCUUACUUAUCACAGGAUAUUUCCAUCUCACCCUUUCCUUCAAGGAGCUUAAGGUGGCAUAUAAAUAGUUUGCGCCCCUGUCUCUUUUACAUUGUAUCAUCACAACAAUCUCGUGAGGUAGGUCAGGCUGAGAGUGAUUUGAACCCUGGUCUCCCAGGUCGUAGUCCAACACUCUAACCCUGCAGUGCUCUCUGUCUGCCAGGGCUGGCCCACCCACGAGGCGGGCUGAGGAAGCCGCCUCAAGUGGCAGGAUCAACAGAGGCGGCAUAUCUGGAGUGUUGCCCGUCGUUGUGGUAACCAAGGUUGCUUGCGGUGCGCACCUUGGAGGCUGCAUCUACUGCCUCCCACCACUGGCUCAAUGUGCAGGCGCACCAGCCCUAUGGCAGCCACCCUAGAGCAUCACCAAUGGCAAAACACCUGUGCUAUGACGAGGAGAGUUAUGGGGAAACCGGGAGUGUAAACAAGGCGCUUCCUACAACUCUCCUCGCUGUGGUGCAGACAUCUUGCCAUUGGCGACACUCCAAGCCAGUCGCCAUAGUGCCGGUGUGCCUGUCAAAUUGUGGUCAAGGAGGUGGUGGCAGCAGGUUUUUGUAGCAGUGGCGGCAGCAAACAGGGAGGACCAGCACUUUUAGUUUGGCCUCAGGUGACAAAACGACCGGGGCCGGCCCUGCUGUCUGGUCCUUGGAACGUUCCCCAGGCCACACCCUCUCCCUAGACACCCCUCAUUGGUCCUGCCUGCUUCAUGUGGCGCAUGCUUUUGCCUGGCUGGGAUGUGUCCCUGAACCCUGCCAAUGCCUCUUUGUUGUCUGACUGGAGGCUAGAGAGGGGUGUGUGUCAAAACAAGCCUACUUUACAUGUGUUGCUCUGCCUACAUUGACCUCUGGCUCCAGGUGGCCCUUGGGAGGUGGUCCAGAAGGAAAUGCGGUCCUUGGGCCCACCCCUGCUCUAACUAACCCUUACAACCAUCAUUGGCUCUACCCUUUAGAAGUGCCCUAAAAUCCAUGUGCCACUUCCUAAUGGCAGGACUGUGUUCCUUCUUUACUGCGCAGCGUAAACAGAGGCUGCCUUGUGGGUCCUUAAAAACCUCAAACUGGCCCUGUCUUGACUCCCGAGGUUAGGGAAACAUUGACCUGAUGGAGAUCUUCAGGCAGAUGGGAAUGGCUGUCUCAAGGAUGCUGCCACAUUUUGGGAGGGAGGUUGAACUUUGAGCGAGCUUAUCUCAAGACUGAGGCAACGGGAGAGACAGAAAGCGAAAGGGAAGUGGCAGCAACGGUGGUGAGGAGCCAUAUUCAGAGAGGUGGGCCCAGUUAAAAAAACCCAACCCUGCACUGAAUAUUCAUUUGGUUCCUUUUCAGCCAGAAGUCUCCUCGUCAUUUGUGCAGGCCUGGUCCACAUCGUCUCCCCUGACUGGGAUUCACCUCUCAACACCCUCAUUGGCCAGACCUUCAACCUGGCCCGCCUCAUGAAAGCCAACAGCACCGCCCUUCUGAACACCUAUGUAAGAGCUUUGCCUUUUUUCUGGAAGAGCGGCUUCUGCGUAUGCUUCGCAAAGGUUGUUUCCCUUUCCAGCUAUUUCCCAAUAAUCCCUCUAGUUCCUCAGAAGCCUAUUACCUUGUGGGCAUUCCUCAGGAGGCAGCUUUCUCAUGAUUCCCCACUUUCCUCUGAAAUCCGGUGUGUUGGGUGGGGGUGAGAAUUUGCCGAGGGUUUUUUGUUUGUUUGCUUGUUUAACGUUACACCUUCAGUUCAAGUGCUUUGCAUGAGCUGAACAUGCCACCCAGAAUGUAACCCAGAAUCCUCUGGAUCACCCAUAGCAACAAGCAGCAAGUUGAAAGUCUAAACAUAUAUAUAUAUAUAUGUAAGUAUGUUUUUAGAAUACCUGCUCUGUUCCAGACCUAUAUUCUGCAAAAGAAAAGAAGAAAUAAAGUGAGGGCAGGAUUAUGCAAAGUAGGCAAAUGAAUCAAAUACAUAUGCAUUUCCUUAUUUCUGCCAGUCCUGGCAUGACAGAGAGAAAACUAUGCAGGGCAGUGGCACUGCUGAUAUCUGAGAAUCCUGCUCAGAGCCACCGUCCCUUGCAGUGCUUUUAAGAUUUUGCCUGCAUCUUUUCCAACCUUUCCUUGCGACGUUAAGGACUAGAAGCGUCCUUUCUCAUAAAAAUGAAAGGUUGGGAUUCUGUGCCCAGGACCAGUUCCUGAAUUUGGUUGCAGAACUACACAACACAUUGGAUAUAUGAUCAGCGUUCUUUGGUAUGGAGGACACAAGGCCCCUUUUUUAAGUCAGGGGAUAUGUUUGUAGCGUCAGUGAAGUUGUAGGAGGCUCUUUGGGUAAAAAUUUCCGAUGUAUCCUUGGGACGUUUUCAUAGGUGAGGCUCAAAUCUCCAUUAUUGUCACCAAAGCUAAAGACUUAAGAAAUGACCAGGCCAAGGUUUAUCUAGUCCAGCUUUCUCCUUCCAACAGCACCUGGUCAUAUACCUAUGGAAAAUUCACAAGCAGCUUCUGAAGGUCACAGCCCCAUCUGACUUCAUUUGAGAGCCAGUGUGGUGUAGUGGUUAAGAGCGGUAGUCUCGUAAUCUGGGGAACCGGGUUUGAGUCUCCACUCCUCCACAUGCGGCUGCUGGGUGACCUUGGGCCAGUCACACUUCUCUGAAGUCUCUCAGCCCCACUCACCUCACAGAGUGUUUGUUGUGGGAGAGGAAGGGAAAGGAGAAUGUUAGCCGCUUUGAGACUCUGUAAAGGGAGUGAAAGGCGGGAUAUCAAAUCCAAACUCUUCUUCUUCUUGCCCCCAGCAUUUGUAUAUGCAGUAUCUGUAUAUUAAGGUGGCCGCUUACGCAUAACCAACACAGAGGGUAUGCAUAACCCAAAAAACAGAGGGUGCAGAUUUGCACAAAAAUUGAUGUGCCAAUUUAUAAGUGUGCAUGCACCUUCAGAAAGAAUUGCUAUAAUUUAAAUCAAAUUAUAUGACACAUCUCACUGUCACAUUACAAGCUGGACUGAAGUAAAGCUUAGCUGGUUAGAGCGUGGGGCUGAUAAUGCCAAGGUUGCAGGUUUGAUUCCCGUAUGGGACAGCUACAUAUUCCUGCAUUGCAAGGGGUUGGAUUAGAUGAUCCUCAGAGUCCCUUCAAACUCUAAAAUUCAAUGAUCCUGUGAAAGGAUUUUAAACCUCACAUGUGUAAUCACUGAGGGUUAGGGCUUGUGGACCAAACUUGGCCCAUGAAACCGUUUUCCCCAAGCAACACCCACUUGCUCCGCACCCGGUGUCAGGAGCUGUACAGGUAGAAAAACGGCUGCCGGUGCACAACCAAGAGCCUUGAAGUGCUUGUGACUUUGGGGCUUCAAAGCGCCCAAUCACCUGUUAUCAUUAAGAUAACAGGUGCCUUCCACUUGCUGAAUUUGGCCCGUGAGGCUGGGAUCUCCUAAGGAUCUGGCUCCCCACCUCUGGUGUAAAUGCUCUGUGCUGGAAAGAGGGCAGGUGGUCUACUCCUUUCCCUCAAGGCAAGGCCACCAAGCUCCAUGCCUUUCACCAGAUCAAGCUUCGGCCCUGCAGGACUCAGAAAUGCUGCAGACUGGGCUCCAGUCCUGGCAACGUAACCAAACAGGCUGUGCCCGCCUCAGGCUACAGGCUAAAGGCACCCGCAGCCAAAGCAGCACCGAGCCCUUUCCCUUCUGGCGGAUCCAGAGCAAACCUGUAUCGCCAGCAGGAAACAGCACGGAAAGGUUGCCCGCGGCUGCUCCAUUGUUCUCGCAACGCUUGUUCCUUGACUUUGCAACAUGAUCGAGGGAGAGAGGAGUCACUGGUCGCCCCCCCCCGCCAAAGCUGCAAUCGAGAGCACAAAUCUCCCGCUCUCCGGUGGCCGCUCCUUCGCCUUUAUUCUGAUCCCUGCACGCAGUGGCUGAGUGCCCAAAGAUUUGCUGUGCCCUGCUUCCCGCAACCUGCCUGGGCACAAGAUGCCAGAUGUAGGGAGGUCAUUGCAGCCUGGGCUCUGGCGUGCAGCCAAGCUGCCAACGGCAUCCUCGUAAAAGGGUGGGGGGAAGAACUCAGGUGGAACUACGGCCGGCUGAUCUGGGGAACAACGAAAGGCCUGUUUUUGUUGGCCUUCCCUGCAAGGAAUUCCAAAGGGAUGAAGGAGCCUGGUACUGGUGGGUGCCACCCCCAGGAUUUCUGAGAAGUGACGAGGGCACAUUUCGCAGCAGGCACCCUCGAGCCCACAUGCACGUCUGCUGCUCAUAAUAUUUAACCCCUUUGAAAAUUGUCUACCUUUUAGGUAGUGGAAACAAAGGAAGUUGGCUUAAAAUGAGCCAGGUCAUCGGUCCAUCUAGCUCAGAAGCUCUCCAGAGUCUGAAGCAGGGGAUUUUCUCAGCCCCAGACUUUCCUGGAGAUGUUGAGGAUUGAGCCCGGAAUUGUUUGCAUGCAAAACACAUGCCCCGCCACUGAGCCAUAGGCCUUUCCCUGAACUUCUGGUGGUUUCCCUGGAAUACAUUUCCCACAUCGGUUUUCCUGUCCCAUGCCUUUGGCAGAGUCUCAACAGGUUUUCCUGGCAUGUAGGUGCCAGGGGCCAGCAGCCCCAUAAAAACGGAGCGUGUCGGGAGACAGCGCAACCUUUAUUGACGGUUAUUUCUCCAGCGCAUUCCUGCACCAGCUUUCUUCUGCUUGGAGGUUACGGGUGAUUGAGUGGCGUACAAAUCCUGUUAAAUUGAAAAACACAACCUCUCUCUUUCUCUCUGUUCCCAGCUGAGUCACCAAGGCAGCCCGUUUAGCGACUCCGGCUUCGAUGCCCGGAGGCUGCGCUACGAAGGGGUGCCAACGGCCGCCAUCCCGUUCCUGGAAUGGCGGACUCUCAGCCACGUCAAACGUGUGGAGAAGAAUUACGAGGCCUAUACCGCCUUCGCGGAGUUCCUGCAGCUGGUGCGGGACGACCAGUUUGAGCUCAACCCCACCAAAGUGGAACUUCUGGAUAUGCUGAAGGUGACUCGCUUGCGCAUCCAAGGCCUCCUCAGCAACUUGACAGCCAUCAUGUCUGCCUUGGGAGCGCCGCCCGCUGCCGUCACGGACCCCCUCAUGCUGGAGUCUGUGGAAGCCGACAUGUUCGAAAAGAAAGUCCGGGGCUACGUGGUGUGCCACACGUACAAAGAGUGGAUUGACAGGACGGUGAAAGACUUCUCUCUCCUCGCGGAGAAAUUCCCAGCCUAA
Podarcis lilfordi (Lilford's wall lizard) is the source of this 6124-nucleotide messenger RNA. The record is from the annotation of a GenBank genome assembly. NCBI's taxonomy places the organism in Eukaryota, Metazoa, Chordata, Lepidosauria, Squamata, Lacertidae.